AUGACGAUGCAUAGCAAAGAUCCUAUAAACUUUGUCGCCUAUCGACAGCAGGGCGUCAACAAUUCUCCGCGAGUCGGACAUCUCGACGUAGAAUCGCAAAGUAUCCAGCCCCUCAGCUUCAACUCCGGAACACCUGUUGAGAACUUGUACCAGGUCAUUGUGGCAGGCGUUCACGAAUACAUUGCUGCUGAUCCAGUCUUAAGCGUGCAGGAUGUGAAGCUACUGCCUCCUAUCUCAGGCCGAGAUGUCCUGGCUGUUGGCAAGAACUACAUGGAACACGCAAAGGAAUUUAAUAGCUCGGGCUACGAUAGCUCUGACAAGGUGGACUUGCCAAGCCAUCCUGUCAUAUUUACAAAGCGCGCUACAUCGAUCGUGGCCCAUGGAGAUGAAAUACACAUCCAUGACGGUUUUACCGAAAGCGCUGAUUUUGAAGGCGAGAUUGGGGUUAUCGUUGGUAAAUCUGGGUACAGGAUCCAUGAAAAUGAGGCUUGGAAAUAUGUUUGGGGAUACACGAUCAUCAACGACGUCACUGCUAGAGAACGACAAAGAGACCACAAGCAGUUCUACAUCGGCAAGUCCGCAGACACUUUCUGUCCAAUGGGCCCGAGUGCUGUACGAAAGGAGGAUUUACCAGAUUGGGGCCGAUCUUUGCGCUUGCAGACUCAUGUUAAUGGAGAACUACGUCAAGAUGCUACGGCCAGAGAUCUCAUCUUCUCCAUCCCUCAUCUCAUCAGCACGCUGUCUGCUGGCCAGACGCUCCAGCCGGGCGAUGUUAUCGCCACCGGCACUCCGGCCGGUGUUGGCAUUGGCAGAGUCCCUCCGGUUUUUUUAAAACCUGGUGACGAAAUUGCCGUUACUAUCUCUGGCCUAGGCACUCUGAGGAAUAGAGUUGCCGAUCACUUGCAGUUGAACCCUACCGAACUCAGAAUCCAAGAACAGUGUUCCGAGCUAUUUCGCCUCGAGAACGGCGAAAAGUCAAGACACGGGCAAUUUGGCCUACAAGAAAAGAUUGGCCGCUUCGGAGCAGGUCACCAGCGUUUUGGGGUCAGAAAAGACCCCAUCAUUCUCAUCCACAGCCUCGGAGGCACCAAAGACUACUGGCUGCCAUUGAUAUCGACUCUCGAACUCGAAAAGUCCGCCUCGGUACACGUGUAUGACCUCGCGGGACAUGGCUUGACACCAACACACUCCCUUCAGACAAUCACCGUCGACUCCCUGACUCAAGAUCUUUCGGAUGUUUUGGGACUAGUUGAAGCAGAGGCCGACGUCACCUCGCCUCCGACUCUUAUUGCUCACUCUUUUGGGUGCCUUGUCGCCAUCAAAUAUGCCCUCGCCCAUCCUGGAAAUAUCAAGAAACUAGUCCUCUUGGGACCGCCCCCCUUGCCUCUCCUUCCCUCUACAAAGGACCAUCUGGCCAGUACCGUGGCUCUCGCGAGAAGCCAGGGCUUGUCCGAAAUCAUCGAAGAUGUCGUCGCGUCCCAAGUCUCAGGUCAUACCAAGAAGAAUAACCCUUUGGCGGUGGCUGCUGUGCGGCUCAGUCUCGCAGGUCAGGACCCAGAGGCUUACGCCAAGGUAUGUUCAGCUUUUGCUUCGGCUGGUGAUAUUGACCUCAAAGAGCUCAAUGUUGAGACAUUGCUGGUCACGGGUCAGGAGGAUUCGGCAUCUUCCCCAGCGGUGGUCGAAGAAUAUGCGCGAAAGAUCAAUGGCUCUCGCCAGGUUGUGCUCCCCAACGUGGGCCACUGGCAUGUCUUUGAGGAUCUAGUCAGCGUGGCUGAGAGUCUUCGGGAGUUUUUGUAA
Messenger RNA from Colletotrichum orchidophilum, 1797 nucleotides. RefSeq lists its product as uncharacterized. Lineage: Eukaryota; Fungi; Ascomycota; Sordariomycetes; Glomerellales; Glomerellaceae. Gene Ontology annotation, molecular function: acetylpyruvate hydrolase activity. The record is from RefSeq and is a predicted model, not a curated record. Bases 1 to 1797 code for a protein of 598 amino acids. The transcript is spliced from 3 exons.